Strongylus vulgaris is the source of this 246-nucleotide messenger RNA. The record is from the annotation of a GenBank genome assembly. Lineage: Eukaryota; Metazoa; Nematoda; Chromadorea; Rhabditida; Strongylidae.
AUGCAAAUGCGACGAUGCGUCACAUUGAAUCGUCGAUUGUUUGUCUUUGUGAGAGCUCAACAUUCCGCACUUCGUCGUGUUGCGUUCGUUCGUCGUCCACUUCACUUGUUACAUGAUGUUUCGACCAGCGAGUGGCGGCGUAUAAUGGAUGCCGCGUUAUCGCGAGCUGUUUCCGCUGCUGCCCGUUACGUUGCCGACUCGAACUCCGAUAACACAGCUGUUUUUGAAGAUGCUUUGAAGGUGUGA